AUGUGCCAAAUGCUUACUUUUUUAGAGCAGGAAGUUAAGCAACUGAAGGCAUCGAGUGACCAAUCAUCUGAUUCUCAGGAGUGGCUGGAGCAGAUGAAUACUAAGAUGGCUCAGCUAAGAGCCGAUCUGGCUAAGAGCGCCGAGCUGCUGGAGGCGUUGAAAGGAAAAACCGCUGAGCAAGCCACCCAAAUAGCUUGGCUUAAUAAACAGGCCAACACCUUUGAAGCCAAAAUUCAUUUGGCCAACACCAGAAAACUCUGGGCUAUUGAAGAUCUGGAGAUCAAGAAUAAAAAGUUUCGGGUGUUGGCUCAAAACUUGAAGGAUUUUAAGGCCGCGCUGAAGGCCGAGAGGGAUGGACAGUUGGCCAAGCAGACUUCAAUGAAGACCCAACUCGAUGCCAAGGACGAAGAGUUGACCCUGUUGAAGGAAGAACUUGAGGCCUCCUGA
This is a messenger RNA of Zingiber officinale, 447 nucleotides long. RefSeq lists its product as uncharacterized. Lineage: Eukaryota; Viridiplantae; Streptophyta; Magnoliopsida; Zingiberales; Zingiberaceae. The transcript has a single exon. The coding region runs from base 1 to 447 and encodes 148 amino acids. The record is from RefSeq and is a predicted model, not a curated record.